AUGCGCAGUCUUGCUAUACUGGCUUCUCUAUGCCAUCUUACCUCCGCCCUCUCGAUCCCCGUAUACCCGAGGAAGAGAGAUGUUUCAGUCGGGGUUGCUAUUUACAGCUGUACCCAGCCAAACACCAUUGCUCUCACUUUCGAUGACGGUCCAUUUGUGUACACAGACUCUGUACUCGAUCAGCUUGCUUCAGCUGGAAUCGUGGCCACGUUCUUCCUCAAUGGUUACAACAUAGGGAAUAUCAUGGACUACCAACCCACUGUGAACAGAAUGAUCGAGGAAGGACACCAGGUCGCGUCGCAUACAUACGGCCAUCCAGAUCUCGCAGGCCUCGCAGAUUUCGACGUUGAGCAGCAAAUGUCGCUCCUGAGCAACGAUUUCAUCAACAUCAUCGGCAAGUAUCCUGUUUACAUGCGUCCUCCCUAUUUUAGCUUCAAUGCUAGAACUCUUGGAGUCCUGGGUCAAUUGGGCUUCAAGGUUAUUAUCGCUGAUAUCGACACCAACGAUUGGCAGUACUCGUCAUUCGGUGGUGCCGAGCCCUCUAUAGCUUCAUUCUACGCUGGGCUGAACAAUGGCGGCUCCAUUGUUCUUAUGCACGAUGUUCAUCAGAAUACCGUUCAGAAUAUCCUGCCUCGAAUCAUUCAGGCAACUCUUCAAAGUGGAAAGAGAGCUGUGACCGUGGGGGAAUGUCUUGGAGAUCCCGAGACGAACUGGUACCGAGGUGGAGCAACCCAAACAUCAGAAUGGAAUGGCACCGACAGUGAAGUCAUCCCCGUCAGUUAG
Molecule: messenger RNA, 783 nt
Organism: Fusarium subglutinans
Lineage: Eukaryota; Fungi; Ascomycota; Sordariomycetes; Hypocreales; Nectriaceae
Product: chitin deacetylase
Exons: 3
Coding region: 1-783 (260 amino acids)
Biological process (GO): carbohydrate metabolic process
Molecular function (GO): hydrolase activity, acting on carbon-nitrogen (but not peptide) bonds
Source: RefSeq, a predicted model, not a curated record